CGUUUAUAGCACAUCACAACAAUCGACCAGACAGCUGAUAUUCUGUGAGCCCUAUAGUCCAAGUACCAAUAAUAUAAUAUCUCUGGAGGCCAGGAAUGCAAUCGUAUAUAUUAAGUGUCGAUAUGAAUUGUGAUAUGCCUUAUCUUGCAUUUGUUUACACGUUUAAUGUAAUAAGUGUCUUAUCUCACGUGCAGAGCAAUGUAGCGAUGUGUACAUGAUUUGUAUGUAUGGAUGCUUUAAAUCAGUCAAAGAAAAAAAGAUUAAAGAUGAUCUGGUACGAAGACUCAGUCGAGAUGCAGUUUCUGCAACCACCAAGUACAGAGGUCUACGUAGAACUACUUCAGCUGAUGCUCAAGGGCCACUAUGAGGCUUUUAAAAGCUUUAUACUGCGUGCUAUGUCCAAGGAACCAGCUUGGGUAAACCUCAACUACCAAAUUCCCUACCCAACAAGUAUGAGCUUCCUUGAUGUCGCUUCGAGCAAUAACUUGGCCAACUUUGUUGAGUUUCUGCUGGAUUUAGGUGCUGAUCCAAACCUCGUUAAUGGUGACCAAAAGCGAGCACCCCUGCACUUUGCAGCUGAGCAGGGCUGCGAAGAAGCACUAGUCUGUCUACUACGCAUGCCAUGCAUUAACCCAAACCUUGAAGUUGCUGGGCUGACAGCCCUGCAUUUUGCGGUUAAAGGUGAUCACAGAGAAUGCGCAAGGUAUUUACUCAAUGCCAGCGCUAGUCCGAAUCUGCCAAACAACCAAGGUGUUACGGCCCUUCAUUUGGCCGCUGAUAAAGGCACAAGAGAAAUGGUCGAGCUUAUUGUUAAGCACAGCGAGUUCCUAAUCUUGGAUGUCUUCAGAGAUCGGAAAGAAGAGACGGCACGCAGCUUGAUAGUACAGAAGUAUCCAGAUAUCGCGUUGCCAGAUGUGUCAGCCAUCCCAAGUACAGAAUCAUUGCUGCGCUACUACCUCUUAGCUAACGACGAGGUUAACUUUGCGAAGGUACUUGGAAAGGUGGAUAACAUCGAGACAAUUGCUAGCAAUGUGGAGCUUCUGCGAUUGGCUGUUGAAAAGAAUUUGCAUGACACCGUUAUGAGAUUGCUAGACAGAAAUCCGCUGGAGCAGGAUACUUUGAUUGAGCUUGGCAGAAUGGCAGUACGUUGUGGGUAUUCAGAGAUAAUACUAGCACUCAUCAAGAAGAGUCCAAGGCUUGCUGACAAGCUGCUUCUUCCAGUUUGCCAGGAGCUUGGUGUCCCAACGGGCCGCACAGAUCCCAGUUUUCCGAACACUGAUAAGAGACUUGAGUGCUUUAAGAUUGUUAUGGCUCAAGAGGGCGUCAAUGUACGACAGGAGGACGACAAAGGAAACAGCUGUCUGCACUACGCAUCACGAGCUGAGUGCCAGGAAGCCACGGAGAUGCUCUUGCGACGUGGUAGCUACAUUGGCCAUGUAAACAAUUUUGGUGUGCCUCCACUAGCGCACAUGUCAGCUGAUAUCCUUGAAAGUCGACUGAGUGAGUGUGUGACGUGCUCAGACGAUCGCAGUGAGGAGUAUGAGGUGAACUUGGAUUACAAGAAUCUAGUACCGCAUGGGGUCCAGCUGCCUGGUGAAGAUGAACUCUCUCGAUAUACUGAAAAUCCUUUAGUGUAUUGCAACGAGAUGGAUCCUCUACUCUACAUUGCGGAACAUAGGCACCUCAGGCGUCUACUGAAACAUCCAUUGCUUGCAUCCUUUUUAUAUCUCAAGUUUCUCAGGAUUAGAUACCUACUAUAUGCUAACUUAUUGAUUUACGCCUUAUUUUAUGUUGUGCUCAACACUUAUAUAUGGCUGCUGACCACUGACUCACUUAUUACUAAAGUUACAGAACCAAGUGGAAACGUGACAAAAGAAGUAAGAGAUGCUCUUAAUAUAUCAUCAAAACUCAAUUCAACAUCAUUUAUCGAGAAUUUACAGAGGCAUCCACUGCUUGUCUCACUAUCAAGUUUUGGGUUCUUAUACCUAGUGGUGCGAGAGUCUCUGCAGCUCAUCUCCAGCCCGGUUUACUAUAUUCUUAGUCUAGAAAACUGGCUUGAACUUGGACUGAUUGGCUCGACGCUUGGAUUUUUGUACAAUAACGGCCCAGAAGUAGGCGCCCUUACAAUCUUUCUCUCGACAUGGGAGUUCAUGAUUUUGCUUUCACAUCAUCCACGAAUGUCUACAGAUAUCGAGAUGUUUAAAACCGUCACAAUUAACUUUACCAAGUUUCUCUUUCUUUACGUCUUCCUGAUUCUUGCAUUUGCUCUCUCAUUCUACGUCUUAUUCCAGGAUAAGGAAAGUUUUCCGAAUCCCUUCCGUUCGCUGUUCAAGACAAUUGUCAUGCUGACUGGAGAGUUUGAUUCCUCUAGCCUACCAUUUAGCGCACACCCUGUAUUAAGCAGGUUAAUAUUCGUUGGCUUUAUUUUCCUUGUCGUAAUAAUUUUACUGAACCUUCUAAAUGGCUUAGCAGUCAACGAUACCGCAGAAAUUCUCGCUGAGGCUGAGCUGGUAGGGCUGGUGGCACGUGUUCGCCUUCUAGCAUACGUUGAGCGCAUCGCCGUUGGCUCAAAUACCUACUCUUCAUCCACACUACUAUGCUGUUUCAACUAUCUGCAGGGUCAGUUGUCACUAAAGAGGCUGCGACAGACUCCACUGAGUUUCAUCGCACGGAGACUACUUCUAUUCCCACGCUUUCUUCCCCAAACACGACUCAGUGUAAAGCCCCUCAAGAACUUUGAGAUGACUCUUCAUGGCCGAACAAAAAGUAGCAAGCACAGCUCUAAAUUCUUCAUGGAUAGAUCGAUUUCUUGGCAAGCCAAAAAGAUAGCCGAGGCUCGAGGCAAGGAUACAGACUUGGAGAAGGUACUGUUACAAAUAAGGAACAGAUUUGAUAGGUUGGAGAUUGCUCUCCGGGAUAUUAAAGCCUUUGUUCAAAAACCCAACAAUGAAAGUUAAAUCGUUAAAUGACGGUUUAUAAUUUGAUUUUUGAUUGCUUUUUUCUAGGGCUUGGAAUAAAAAAACCUUUUUGCUGUUAAGUUUUAUGAAAAUCGUUUAAUUUUUAGACCAUACUCACUCGUUCUUAAUGUAGUACGGAUUGUUACGAAUAAAGCUAGCAUUAUCUAAA
Molecule: messenger RNA, 3126 nt
Organism: Copidosoma floridanum
Lineage: Eukaryota; Metazoa; Arthropoda; Insecta; Hymenoptera; Encyrtidae
Gene: pain
Product: transient receptor potential cation channel family member painless
Biological process (GO): monoatomic ion transmembrane transport
Cellular component (GO): membrane; transmembrane transporter complex
Molecular function (GO): protein binding; monoatomic ion channel activity
Source: RefSeq, a predicted model, not a curated record